AGAUUAACAAAGUGUGCGCGCUGGACGGAAGCCGUCAUAGGUCAACUUCCAUCGGCGUGCUCAUUUGAACAAGAGGAACCGCUACGAAGCACGGGUGGAGAGCGGCCCAGCACGACAGUUCAACUCUCAAGUCGAUAUUGAUGGAGUGGCAGCCAGAUGAGCAGGGACUUCAGCAGGUCCUCCAACUGCUCAAAGACUCCCAGUCGCCCAACACAGUCACGCAGAGAGCAGUCCAACAAAAACUUGAACAACUCAACCAAUUCCCCGACUUCAACAACUAUCUCAUCUUUGUUCUCACAAGACUCAAAACUGAAGACGAGCCCACUCGCUCUCUGAGCGGUCUGAUACUGAAGAACAAUGUGAAGGCCCACUACUUGAACUUCCCCCCGACCGUCGCCGACUUCAUCAAGCAGGAAUGUCUCAACAACAUCGGCGACCCGUCGCCGCUCAUUCGUGCCACCAUUGGCAUCCUGAUCACUACCAUUUCCUCCAAAGGAGAGCUACAAACAUGGCCUGAGCUGCUUCCCCAGCUCUGCAACUUGCUCAACUCUGAGGACUACAACACCUGCGAGGGCUCAUUUGGAGCACUGCAGAAGAUCUGUGAGGAUUCGUCGGAGCUUCUGGACAGCGAUGCUCUGAACAGACCCCUCAACAUAAUGAUUCCUAAGUUCCUCCAGUUCUUCAAGCACUGCAGCCCUAAGAUUAGGUCCCACGCCAUCGCCUGUGUGAACCAGUUCAUCAUUGGCAGAGCCCAGGCCCUGAUGGACAACAUCGACACCUUCAUAGAGAGCUUGUUUGCGCUGGCAGCAGAUGAGGACUCUGAGGUUCGAAAGAACGUGUGCCGAGCCCUGGUCAUGUUACUGGAGGUCCGCAUAGACCGCCUCAUCCCCCACAUGCACAGCAUCAUCCAGUACAUGCUGCAGAGGACGCAGGACCCCGAUGAGAACGUGGCGCUGGAGGCCUGCGAGUUUUGGCUGACUUUAGCAGAGCAACCCGUCUGUAAGGAGAUGCUGUCUGGACACCUGGUGCAACUAACGCCUAUAUUGGUAAAUGGGAUGAAGUAUUCGGAAAUAGACAUCAUACUAUUAAAGGGCGACGUAGAGGAAGACGAGGCCGUACCAGAUAGCGAUCAGGACAUCAAGCCUCGCUUCCACAAGUCCCGGACAGUCACCCUGCAGCAUGAAGGGGCGGAGCAUGAGGACGGCGAGGAUGACGAUGAUGAUGACGACGACGAUGACGACGACACGCUGUCGGACUGGAACUUGCGAAAGUGUUCGGCUGCAGCCUUGGACGUUCUCGCCAACGUGUUCCGCGACGACCUGCUGCCCCACCUCCUGCCGCUCUUGAAAGGCCUGCUCUUCCACCCCGACUGGGUCAUAAAGGAGUCUGGCAUCCUGGUGCUGGGGGCCAUAGCCGAGGGCUGCAUGCAGGGCAUGGUGCCCUACCUGCCAGAGCUCAUUCCCCACCUCAUCCAGUGCCUCUGCGACAAAAAGGCCUUGGUGCGCUCAAUCGCCUGCUGGACCCUGAGUCGCUACGCACAUUGGGUGGUGUCCCAGCCCCCCGACUCCUACCUCAAGCCCCUAAUGACGGAGCUCCUCAAACGCAUCCUGGACGGCAACAAGCGGGUGCAAGAGGCCGCCUGCAGUGCGUUUGCCACCCUGGAGGAGGAGGCGUGCACGGAGCUGGUCCCCUACCUGAGCUUCAUCCUGGACACAUUGGUGUUUGCCUUCGGGAAGUACCAGCACAAGAAUCUCCUCAUCCUCUACGAUGCCAUAGGAACUCUGGCAGACUCAGUGGGCCACCACCUCAACCAGCCCGAAUACAUUCAGAAGUUGAUGCCCCCCCUUAUUGCCAAGUGGAACGAGCUAAAAGACGAAGACAAGGAUCUCUUCCCACUGCUGGAGUGUCUGUCGUCGGUAGCGACCGCCCUGCAGAGUGGCUUUCUCCCUUAUUGUGAGCCAGUCUAUCAGCGCUGUGUCACACUCGUCCAGAAGACACUAGCUCAGGCUAUGAUGUACAACCAGCAUCCGGACCAGUAUGAGGCCCCUGACAAGGACUUCAUGAUUGUUGCCCUGGACCUGCUGAGCGGCCUGGCAGAGGGUUUGGGGGCUCAUGUGGAACAGCUAGUGGCCCGCUCUAACAUCAUGACCCUGCUUUUCCAAUGCAUGCAGGACACUAUGCCGGAGGUUCGACAAAGCUCCUUCGCACUGCUGGGCGAUCUGACAAAGGCCUGCUUCCUCCAUGUGAAACCCUGCACUGCUGAGUUCAUGCCCAUCCUCGGGCUUAACCUGAACCCGGAGUUUAUCUCUGUGUGCAACAACGCCACCUGGGCCAUUGGAGAGAUCUCCAUGCAAAUGGGUGCAGAGAUGCAGCCGUACGUGGGCAUGGUUCUGCCCCACCUGGUAGAAAUCAUCAAUCGACCGAACACACCCAAGACGCUGCUGGAGAACACAGCCAUCACGAUUGGCAGACUGGGUUAUGUCUGCCCACAAGAAGUAGCCCCGCAGCUGCAGCAAUUCAUUAGACCAUGGUGCACAUCGCUGAGGAAUAUCCGAGAUAACGAGGAGAAGGACUCUGCCUUCAGGGGAAUCUGCGUGAUGAUCGGCGUGAACCCUGCAGGAGUGGUGCAGGACUUCAUCUUCUUCUGUGACGCUGUUGCCUCUUGGGUCAACCCCAAAGACGACCUGAGAGACAUGUUUUACAAGAUCUUACAUGGCUUCAAGGACCAGGUUGGAGAGGAGAACUGGCAGCAGUUCUCUGAGCAGUUCCCCCCUCUGCUAAAGGAGCGCCUGUCGGCCUGCUACGGCGUCUAACCCAACCUGCUCGCCCGCGCAGGACACCAACCUGUUAGGUUAAUGUAGGGGGGGGUUACUGGGGAACUCAUUGCACCUCCCAGAUUGUGGGGAGAAACCGGAGCUGGAGCGAUGUGACUGGCCUUGAGACCCUUCACUUAGCGGACGGCCUCCUUUCCCCCUGUGUUUCUCUCUGAGGGAGGGGGUAGGAAGUGGGGGGUGCGGGUGGGAGGGUAAACUAGGGACAUACAUAUACCUCUCGGACUAAAUCCAACUCACUCUAAAGUGACUUUCACCAGUGCAGCAAUCCUAGGUAGGCGAGGACUUUGACCGGCCCCCCUCCUCAAUUUUUGAUUAUUCCUCUAAGAUAGUGGAUAGGGCGGGGUGGGGGGGGGGGGGGGCAGACAAACAGGAAUUAUCUGAACCAGCAUAUAGGGUGCAACAACGCACGCAGUCGUAGACUCGCACAUGUAGACAUGUUCAAACGGGCCGGCGCUGAGCGAGAAACUCUGCGUUUUUACUCCGUAGCGAAGCGGGAAAACCCGCUCAGGUGGUCCGCACCUUCUUUUACGGCGAAAUGAUGUGAAAACCAUUCGGUGCGCGUACACAUGGGUCUUUUCUCUUUUCACAUGUACAUUUAGCUAAAGUGAUUUUCGUCCUCUCGAUCAUAGGUGUUUUUUAUUCCCCACCACACGCCCCCUUUCGAUUUGAGGCGCUGGGGGGAAUUUUACCAUCGCAGUAACACGUUGCAUUGCAACACGUUGCAGUAACACGCAUGGCAUUUGAUCACCUCUUUAGUGACGCAUGUUUAAGUGAAUGUCCGUCUGGUUGCUUGCAUAAUUGUCGUCGGCACGGGGAGGCUGCCAUCAGGUGCUUGGUUCGUUUGUCCGUAGGCGAUCUAUGUCCCUUUUGGUUUAAAGGAGGCUGUGUGUGUGUUUGUGGGAAGAUCAACUACAGGUAGAUUAAUACAGGAAGGAGCUUAACUCUCUGCAACAAGAGUUCAAAUGCUGUAGGCAGGUGGAGAAUCCUUUUUGCUGCUGCUGCUUUGUUUUAUAAGACUUUACGAAACAAACUUAAUGAGAGCGAUAAGACAUCACCAAGAAUGACUUGAUUCUUACUGAUAUAAAUGCACUUUUUUCUUUUGUAAGAAACUUAGAAUUUCAAAUGUAAGACUAACAUUAAUAAUAUACUGAUCUUGAGACAUAGGUUUUUUUGAUAAGUGAUUUUAGGACUGUUAAAUGGUUAGCUGAAGUAAGCAUAAUGCUAAACGAUAAGCAAUGGGGAAAAUGACUAGGUAAGACUUGAGGCCUCUUAACAUAGUUAAUUUUAUAAUGUGCUCCUUAAAAUGGAUUGAAUAGGCUUCGAGAGGAGCUCGACAUCUUAAUUGCAGUAUUUCGGAUCUGUAGAGUGCGCCUUUCCAUAUCCGUGUUCCAGUGUCGCCGGAGCGUUUGGUUCAGCAAUGGCUGCUCCCGGUCAUUACGCGCUUUUCCACGAGGCUCGCUAAUCUUUAUUUUCAUUUUAGUAAUUUUAUAACGGUCAAUUCUGAGGAAUCCGCGUUUCUAAGAGCUUUAUCAAUGGCAUUGCAACGCGCUGCCGGACUAAUAAGGUACUUCUCCAGUUUUUGAUCAAACUAGUGAUUGCCAAUGCCAUACAUCCACCCGUCGACACUGUGUAGGAUCUGCCUGGGAACGCGCUGCGUCCGUAUGGAUCUCCCCUGACACUGGUUAGCUUCUGUGAGAGCGGUGGUUAUCUUUUAGUCAUCGUUGGUGGACGCUUGUGAUGGAAGUGCGUGCGUGUGGCUGUCGGCCAGUUGCUGUUUUACUAUAAAGAUGUGUACACGAGUGCUGCUUAGAUGUAAUUUUGCGCCGACGGCGCUGCGUCCUGCGCGUCGUUUGAGUCUCGCCUCGAGUAUCAACACCCGUCUGAGAGUUCACUUUUAAUCGCCUUUUUUUUUUUUUUUCAAAAAUCUCCUGAAGCGAAGGAAAAGUCCAGAGUGGUUUCCCUCCUGAAUAUCAGCUCACAUUUGUAGUGAGGUACUUUAUAAAAAAGGAGGACCGUGUCAGUCGGCACGCGCAGCGGGUAGCGAUGGCGUCUCACCCGGGUUUAUCGGGUAGGCGCACGUUGAGGUGUGAGCAGCAACAGGUGAAGCUUUUUUUCCACAUGAAUUGUCCAGAAGGAUCCUGUGCCACAAAUGUUUGGUCAAAAGUGUGAUACACUCGGCUCUACAGAAAUAAAUUGAAAUGCUAGUUGGCCACUUUUUUUUAUUAUUUUUUUAUUUUUUUUUAUGCUCGUAUGACAGUUUUGGUUUUAUUAAUUUAUUUCUUUUUGUUUUUUUUUUGUGCUCCAUUGCACAAAUUCUUUUGGACUUUACAAGUUUUUUUUAUUCUUUUUGUUUAAAGAAUUUUUGUUUUCGUUGUUUUAUAGCGGACAAUUUGAUUAUGUCGAUGUGGUUGGACUGAAGGAGUCGGUGCAUAUAGCUUAGGGAAGAAUGUGGAAGAAACAUUCAGAACUGUUUCAAUCUGAUAUCAAGGCUGGCAAUUGAAUUUGAUGUAACUUCCUUUUUUUUGCUCAACUGUGGUGCAGGUUGGAUGUUAUCUGAUGUAUCCAAUUUUAAUUUAAUUUUUUGUGAAUAGGGGAAAUAAACUUUUUUUUUUUUUCUAUUAA
Molecule: messenger RNA, 5456 nt
Organism: Gasterosteus aculeatus aculeatus (three-spined stickleback)
Lineage: Eukaryota; Metazoa; Chordata; Actinopteri; Perciformes; Gasterosteidae
Product: transportin-2
Biological process (GO): protein import into nucleus
Molecular function (GO): small GTPase binding
Source: RefSeq, a predicted model, not a curated record